Cephus cinctus (wheat stem sawfly) is the source of this 1003-nucleotide messenger RNA. It is a transcript of the gene ND-23, whose product is annotated as NADH-ubiquinone oxidoreductase subunit 8. Lineage: Eukaryota; Metazoa; Arthropoda; Insecta; Hymenoptera; Cephidae. Gene Ontology annotation, molecular function: NADH dehydrogenase activity; 4 iron, 4 sulfur cluster binding. The record is from RefSeq and is a predicted model, not a curated record. The transcript is spliced from 4 exons. Bases 161 to 781 code for a protein of 206 amino acids. Gene Ontology annotation, biological process: mitochondrial electron transport, NADH to ubiquinone; mitochondrial respiratory chain complex I assembly. Gene Ontology annotation, cellular component: membrane.
ACGAUUUGGUAUGCAAGUAUUUUUAUACAAGCUUAGCAUUAUAGAAAUUGAACUGUGCGCCUGUUUUACAGGUCAUGUUAGUUUAGCGCGUUUAGCGGUAUUAAACUGAGUUGGGGACAGAGUUAUCUUGAAGAGGGCAUUUCACUAGUAGUUUUGCGUAAUGGCUACCGCUAGGAUUCUCGGCCAACUUGGCCCUAACUUCCUGAGAACUACUCGCAAUGCAGUGGCAACAGGAUAUGGGGUUCGUAACAAGUAUGUCUAUGUUAAUGCUGAAGAAGAAUCUAUGACUGGGAAGGACAUACUAGAACGUGGAACAUUUAAUGUUUUUACCCUUGAGCUUUUGCGUGGCUUGGGCAUUACAUUUGCUCAAAUUUUUAAAGAGCCAGCAACUAUCAAUUACCCCUUUGAAAAAGGACCUCUCAGUCCAAGAUUUAGAGGAGAACAUGCCUUGAGACGGUAUCCUUCAGGAGAGGAAAGAUGUAUUGCCUGCAAACUUUGUGAGGCAAUUUGUCCAGCUCAAGCAAUCACUAUUGAAGCUGAAGAGAGAGCUGAUGGAUCCAGGCGUACUACGAGAUAUGAUAUUGACAUGACUAAAUGUAUUUACUGUGGGUUCUGUCAGGAAGCUUGUCCUGUUGAUGCUAUUGUUGAGGGCCCAAACUUCGAAUACUCUACGGAAACUCGUGAGGAGUUGUUGUAUAAUAAGGAAAAGCUUUUGCAUAAUGGUGAUAAAUGGGAAUCUGAAAUUGCCGUUAACAUUCACGCAGACCACCUCUACCGUUAAUGAGAAAUAGAAUAGUAAGUUUACAUAGUCAACUUGUAUGCUUUAAGUCAGUAAACCUUUAUUCACAGUGAAUAAAUGGAUUCACCGUAACUUGAAGAUGUAAAAAGUGUAUAUUUAUUCUAACAAAUCUUUCUAUUAAAUGAAGAAUCCCACAUGCGACUGUCAAAAUAUUACCUUGACAGUGAGCAAUGAAUAAAAUUUCUCACAGGGAACAGAUUAAAA